UGAUUCAAUUAAGUUUACCAAUAUUACAAUUGAGUACUAAAAUACGUCACUGGCUGCUCAUGUGAUUAGCCGUAAAUCCCCCGGAUUAUACAUAAUGUACUGGCUGCCCCACCACAUAAGAUUUCCAGCGUGCUUACUAGAAGGUCCGCGCAGCCGCGGCUUGAUGUCAUUAUUCAACUUCAACUCUGGGUGUUAAAUUCUGAAAACAAAAACACCAACCGUUCAUCAUCACUAGCAUUUCUCGACUUAGCCGAUUCCAAAAACCAUGGGUUCCAUCGUUCUACCACAUUUGAACACCGGCUGGCACGUCGACCAAGCCAUCCUUUCGGAAACCGAGCGCGUUGUCGCAAUUCGUUUCGGCCGCGAUCAUGACCCCGAAUGCAUGCGACAAGACGAGGUCCUAUACCGUAUCGCAGAUAGGGUAAAGAACUUUUGCGUCAUCUACGUCUGCGACAUCGACCAAGUACCCGACUUCAACCAGAUGUAUGAACUAUAUGACCCUUGCACUAUCAUGUUUUUCUACCGAAACAAGCACAUGCUAUGCGAUUACGGCACGGGAAAUAACAAUAAGCUCAACUUCGUCCUCGAAGACAAGCAAGAGCUAAUUGAUAUCAUCGAGACGGUUUAUAAAGGCGCCAAGAAAGGUCGAGGUCUAGUCGUCAGUCCAAAAGACUAUUCUACACGCUACCGAUAUUAGUUAACAGGGGACGUUACCACGCCCCAGCACGGGUUUUCGUUGAGCACCUUACUCGUGAGGAAUCUGCCGGUUAGUCUCGGGCUAGGUAGAUAUAGGAGUUAUCGGGAAGCAUUAUGGUAUGUAAUAUAGUUGGGGACACUUUAAGCAAUGACAGAGCUAAUAACGUUUCUCUCCGUAUUCAGAGCUAUUUGA
This is a messenger RNA of Daldinia vernicosa, 889 nucleotides long. Its product is annotated as mitosis protein dim1. The record is from RefSeq and is a predicted model, not a curated record. Gene Ontology annotation, biological process: mRNA splicing, via spliceosome. The transcript is spliced from 3 exons. Bases 266 to 697 code for a protein of 143 amino acids. Gene Ontology annotation, cellular component: U5 snRNP; U4/U6 x U5 tri-snRNP complex; spliceosomal complex. NCBI's taxonomy places the organism in Eukaryota, Fungi, Ascomycota, Sordariomycetes, Xylariales, Hypoxylaceae.